Molecule: messenger RNA, 1201 nt
Organism: Lacerta agilis (Sand lizard)
Lineage: Eukaryota; Metazoa; Chordata; Lepidosauria; Squamata; Lacertidae
Product: pulmonary surfactant-associated protein D-like
Exons: 5
Coding region: 142-867 (241 amino acids)
Biological process (GO): surfactant homeostasis; positive regulation of phagocytosis
Cellular component (GO): rough endoplasmic reticulum; multivesicular body
Source: RefSeq, a predicted model, not a curated record
AGCUUUGCUCCGUAGAAUUUCAACUGAUAAACACAGAGGGUGGAGGAAGAAAAAGAGAGAGAAUAUUCUCACUUGAGAGAUAAACACAGAGGACGCUUGGGUGCUUCCAAUAUUGAAACAAAAUUUGGACUUGAAGAAGGCAUGGGAUUCCUUUGGACUUUUGGCUUCCUUAUCUUGCCGGCGGCAUUCUCACAAAGCACAAUCCCCACUGCAGGCAAGGAAAACACUUGCCCUUUCAUUCUUGGAAUGCCUGGGAGCAAUGGAUCACCGGGUCCAGCAGGACAGAAGGGCGAUCAAGGACCCCAAGGAAUUCAGGGACCUCCAGGAAAAGCUGGGCCUCAAGGUGAUAAAGGAGAUCGGGGUCUAGUAGGUGAAAGAGGACCAAAGGGAGACCAUGGAGCAAGAGAACUUCAGCAACUGGAAUCUGAAGUGGCCCAUUUGAAAGAACAAGUGGAGGCUCUGAGAAACGCUAUGCUCAAGAACCAAAAUGCUCAUUUAUUCCCAAAUGGCCGGAGUGUUGGUGAGAAGCUAUUCAAAACCGACGGUUCCCAAGGCAGUUUUGAGGCAGCCAAAGCGACCUGCUUCCAGGCCGGUGGUCUGCUUGCCUCUCCGAGGUAUUCUGCUGAGAACGCAGCCAUCCAGCAAAUAGUUGCUCGUCACAACAAGGCAGCUUAUCUGGGAAUGAACGACUUGCAGUCGGAAGGCACGUUUGCCCACCUGAACGGCAUUGAAGCAAAUUACACCAACUGGGCAAGCGGAGAGCCCAACAAUGCUGGCGGGAAGGAGGACUGCAUUGAAAUAUAUCAGGACGGCAAGUGGAAUGACAAGUCCUGCACAGAAAGGCGGUUAAUAGUGUGCGAGUUUUAAUCUUGGCUAACAGUCUUUAAUCUUCUGCCCACAGUCGCAAGAUCUCCAAUUGUAUUUGGGAAUAUCCAGUGAGAACCCUGUUAGAGAAUGGGGACUAUCCACUGGCCCCCAGUUCCUGUACAAAGCAAGAAACCAUCUCCUCCACUCUGCCCGUAUUUUAACAGAGUCCUCUUUUUUAUGUAACUCAAGCAUCCAUUUCAAGAGAUACAACCCACAACAGCCUGUUUGCUCAUUAUGGUACCAUCUUGCUCACUAUGAAGCCACACAAUGCAAUAGCAAACCCACUGCAUUUCUGCUUGCUCAUUCCAUCUGUGAUUUCCACUUGUCUAUUCCA